Messenger RNA from Jaculus jaculus (lesser Egyptian jerboa), 2005 nucleotides. Its product is annotated as cytochrome P450 2D20-like. Bases 173 to 1729 code for a protein of 518 amino acids. NCBI's taxonomy places the organism in Eukaryota, Metazoa, Chordata, Mammalia, Rodentia, Dipodidae. Gene Ontology annotation, cellular component: intracellular membrane-bounded organelle; cytoplasm. The record is from RefSeq and is a predicted model, not a curated record. Gene Ontology annotation, biological process: xenobiotic metabolic process; arachidonate metabolic process. Gene Ontology annotation, molecular function: iron ion binding; heme binding; oxidoreductase activity, acting on paired donors, with incorporation or reduction of molecular oxygen, reduced flavin or flavoprotein as one donor, and incorporation of one atom of oxygen. The transcript is spliced from 10 exons.
CUUUCACUCUGUUCAGUUGUCUGAGAGGGAGCCAAGAGACAAGGCCUGUGAAAUUCAUCUCUGCUGUCAAAAAGACCGCUCAAAGCACAAGAUUGUGUUCUCCUCACAAAGGAUAUGCUUCAGCGACAGAUACAGGUGUUCUUACAGAGGCCCAGGGAGCAGCCGAGCAGCCAUGGGACUGCUGGUCGGGGACGGGCUGUGGUCUGCGGCCAUCUUCACGGCCAUCUUCCUGCUGCUGGUGGACCUGAUGCACCGGCGCCAACGCUGGGCUGCCCGCUACCCACCAGGCCCGGUGCCACUGCCUGGGCUGGGCAACCUGCUGCAAUUGGACUUCCAAAACCUGCCAUAUUCCUUCUACAAGCUGCGCCAUCGCUUUGGGGACGUGUUCAGCCUACAGCUCGCCUGGAAACCGGUCGUUGUGCUCAAUGGGCUGGAGGCCGUGCGGGAGGCGCUGGUGAAGUGCGGAGAGAACACAGCAGACCGGCCACAAGUGCCCAUCUACGACCACCUGGGCUAUGGGCCCAAAUCCAAAGGGGUGAUCCUGGCACCCUACGGGCCUGACUGGCGGGAACAGCGGCGCUUCUCUUUGUCCACGCUGCGCAACUUCGGUCUGGGCAAGAAGUCUCUGGAACAGUGGGUGACUGAGGAGGCUGGUUACCUCUGCUCCGCCUUCAUGGACAAGGCUGGACACCCCUUCAACCCCCAGACCCUCCUGAACAAAUCAGUAUGCAAUGUGAUUGCGUCCCUCAUUUUUGCCCGUCGGUUUGAAUUUGAAGACCCACAUUUCACUAGAUUGAUCCAAACGUUGCAAGGAAUUAUAGGGGAGGACACGAGCUUCAUUGCUGAGGUGCUGAAUGCCAUCCCCCUGCUCCUGCGCAUCCCGGGCCUUCCUGCCAAAGUCUUUCCUAAGCUGACGGCCUUCAUGAGCCAGGUGGAUGGUCUGCUGAGCGAACACAGGAUGACCCGAGACCCCGACCAGCCACCCAGAGACCUGACUGACGCCUUCCUGACUGAGGUGGAGAAGGCCAGGGGCAAUCCCGACAGCAGCUUCAAUGACGCGAACCUGCGCCUGGUGGUGGCUGACCUGUUCUCUGCGGGGAUGGUGACCACCUCGACCACGCUGGCCUGGGCUCUGCUCCUCAUGAUCCUGCACCCGGAUGUGCAGCGCCGCGUCCAGCAGGAGAUCGAUGAAGUAAUAGGACAGGCGCGGAGUCCAGAGAUGGCAGACCAGGCCCGCAUGCCCUUCACCAACGCCGUGAUCCACGAGGUGCAGCGCUUUGCGGACAUUGUCCCACUGAAUUUGCCUCACAUGACAUCUUCUGACAUUGAAGUGCAGGGCUUCCUCAUCCCCAAGGGGACCACCCUCAUCGCCAACCUGUCCUCGGUGCUGAAGGAUGAGAGCAUCUGGGAGAAGCCCCUGCGCUUCCACCCUGAGCACUUCCUGGAUGCCCAGGGCUGCUUCGUGAAGCAGGAGGCCUUCAUGCCCUUCUCAGCAGCGUUUCAGCUUCUCGGUGCCCGCAGGACAGCCCCGGCCCAGCGACUGUGCCAUCUUUGCGUUGCCAGCGAUCCCACACCCCUACCAGCUCUGUGCUGUGGCCCGCUAGUGAGAAAACUCGUUCCAGACAUAUCCUCUACCUGUACCUUGGUGUAUAAUAAAGCUGCCGUUUGGUUUCUUGGCCGACCUCCCCCCUUGUCUGUGCUGAGUCCUCAAACGACAGUCAGCCCUUAGCAACUGCCUCAUUUCUCCUGAGCGGACAACCGCAUUGUCUUGAGGUCAUGGUGUGCUGAUCCAACAGUAGUCCUUGUGUUCAGAGAGAGUCCUUGUGUGUCGGCUAGUGCCACAGCACAGUCCCUGUGUCCUCUCACUUCUGUAGGCACUGGACCGUCUCAUGGCCUCCGCCAGCGUCGCACACUACGCCUUGAGAAGGACGCCACAGCCUGCUUUCACUGCAGCACUUGCUAUCAGUCUUCAGUGCCAACCUUCCUGCGCUGAUGUAUAAACUAA